AGAGGUGAACAGCACACACAUCCACCACACCACCUCCGGCCACCACACCGUCUUCACCCUCACGCCCACCACACCAUGGCGCCCUGGACUAGCUUGGCGCUGUUGUCCGCACUAGCGGUUAGCACGCUUAGUUCGCCUCGGCCCGACGAAAGUGCUUACAAAAUUCCGCAUGUGGGCACUGGACGACGUUCCCAGUACUAUGUUCAACACGCUGAUGGAACCUUCAAGUACGGCUAUGACACCGGUGAGGGAGCCUUCGAGGGUGCUCGUUCAUCCAGGGUUGGUCAGGUAGAUGGAAACUUCGGCUACAGGGACCCUGAAGGCAACAAUAUUCACCUCCAGUAUGUAGCUGAUGAGGGUGGAUUCCAGCCCAAGGGUGCCCAUCUCCCUGUCCCGCAUCCUGACUUUGCUCGUGCCCACGCUGAGGCUCGUGCUCGCCCUUCAUUCACCGACCCCCUUGCUGAUCCAAACGCCGAUGCCUCAUAUGGCUUCCAGUUCGCUGAAGAAGGUCAGACACGUAGCGAACAAAGUGAUUCAGACGGUAAUGUGCGUGGCUCUUACACUUACACUGACGAAGAAGGUCGCACACGAACCUACACUUACACAGCCGGUCGUGGCACUGGUUUUGUUGUCGAGGGUGACGAUCUACCGCAGGCACCAGAAGUUCCUGCGUCCACUCCAGCAGCGACCAGACUCUCCUCUUUUCCUGCAGCGUUCCCUUCUUCUAGUUUGCGACCUACUUCUCCAGCAUCCUCUGCCUCCUUCAGAGCAUCUACAGCUUCAGGAGCUCCAUCUCGUCCCUUCAGCACACCUUCAGGUACCCCAGCAGGGCCCGUGUCUUUCCAAAGAAGUACUGGAAGCUCAGAUCCUUCUUAUUCUUUUUCCUUCGACGCUGGUGAUCACUCACGUUCUGAGUCUGCUGACGCUAACCUCAAUGUUGAUGGAAAAUUUUCUUUCGUGGCUGACGACGGUGUCAGACGCAGUGUCACUUACGAAGCUGGAAGUGACACGGGAUUCCUGGCUCGAGGCGAUCACCUUCCACGAGCACCACAGUCACACUCCGGGUCUCAAACUACAUCAUCUGCAUUUUCAUCAUCACAAACCCCUUACCGCAGUCCAUCAGCGUCCCUACCUUCUUCCGUCUCUAGCACCCCAACUUUCUCUCGCUCACCAUCUGCUCCACGUCUU
Messenger RNA from Homarus americanus (American lobster), 1188 nucleotides. RefSeq lists its product as uncharacterized. Lineage: Eukaryota; Metazoa; Arthropoda; Malacostraca; Decapoda; Nephropidae. The record is from RefSeq and is a predicted model, not a curated record. Gene Ontology annotation, cellular component: chitin-based extracellular matrix. The annotation marks the transcript as partial. The transcript has 2 exons. Gene Ontology annotation, molecular function: structural constituent of chitin-based larval cuticle.